CUCAUUUUGGAGGCUAUUAUAACCUCUAGGUGAACAUAAGGGAGCUUUGUUACUAAUAUCCAAGUGUUCUUUCAUCGCAGCUGAUGUCCCCACGAGACCAUUGUUGAUCACCUGUUGGAACACACAAAGCUAGGACUACGCUCUACUACAAUCAGUUAUUUAUUUGCUGGAAUUCCUAUGCCAAAAAGAUAAGUCCUCUUAGGAUUUCAAGUCGCCUGUCGCCAACAUGCAGUAUACACCCUUCGCCUCUGAUAUAGAACUUCCUUUCUAUACGUCCUUAGCUUCGCUGAAGAUAAACCAUGACAAACUUGAUGACUCCGCUCGUAAGCUGCUUGGGCUUUAUGAGAUCAGAUCUGCUGAUCGCCCGGAGGCUUCAUGCCGUAUGCAAAUUCAUGGAACUGCGUUGACCCGAGAUGAAGUACCAUUUGGCUACUAUAGGGCAGAAGGGAUGAUAAAGAAUGUCAACACCAUUGAAGAAUACCACAAUAUUGACAGGAAUGCCCUUUUGCUACAAACUGGAAAGAUGAUAUGGGAUGCAAUCAAUGAUGAGACCAUUUAUUCAUGCCCAUCCUUGUUAGUUUCAUUCAUUGUGCUUUCAUUUGCGGAUCUGAAAAAGUAUAAAUUUUCAUAUUGGUUUGCUUUUCCUGCAAUCCAUUCCGCACCGUCAUGGACAUCCGUAAUGGAUCCGAAGCCGUUGACAGGCAACGAAAGUUCUACCCUCGUUGACGCAGUUCAAACAUGGCGAUAUGGAGUUGAUGCCCGCCAACACGGGUUCUUUCUUGCUAGGAAGGAUUGGCACAUGGUCAACAGUCCAUCGGACGGCGCUGUGUUUAACAAAGAGCAUGUCGAUAACCAGCAAUCUUUAUCACCAAUUGCUAAAGAACUCGGCUUUUCCUGGAAAAUUUCAUCCAUUUCAGACUUUGAAACCGGAUUUUUCCGCGAUGCUUUGCCUGAGGAUUGUUUUGUGUGCUUCGCUGAUCCAUCGAACUACCCAGAUGCUCCAGGUUGGAUGUUGAGGAACCUGUUGGUUCUCGUCCGCCAGCGAUGGAAGCUUAACGAAGUCUACAUUCUUAGAUAUCGUGAUGUUCAAUCGAAAAGGGAUCAAGGGCGAAGUGUUGUCUUAAAAUUGAGAUCAGAUACAGCUCAUCCCGACCCGAAUGACUCGCGGCUCGGGUCUCAAAUGCCCAUGCCCAAAGUCACUGGGUGGGAACGAAACGCUGCGGGGAAAUUAACCGGAAGAGUCACUAACCUCACAGAAUAUAUGGAUCCUAGAAGGCUGGCUGAUCAAUCGGUGGACCUGAAUUUGAAACUUAUGAAGUGGAGGAUCAGCCCUAACCUGAAUCUCGAGAAUAUUAAAAAUACAAAAUGUCUCCUGCUGGGCGCAGGGACUCUGGGAAGCUACGUUGCGCGCAAUUUAUUGGGAUGGGGUGUUCGAAAAAUUACGUUUGUAGAUAAUGGAACAGUGUCAUUCUCCAACCCCGUGAGACAACCACUUUUUGGAUUUAAUGACUGCUUGGGAGGGGGGGCUAAAAAAGCCCUUCGCGCAGCCGCCGCUCUUGAAGAAAUCUAUCCAGGUGUCGACGCAUCUGGUUAUGUGCUCUCCGUCCCAAUGCCAGGCCAUCCAAUAACCGAUGCUUCGAAGGCCGAACUAGAAUUUAAAGAACUCAAGAAGCUCGUUGAUGAACACGAUGCGAUCUUUGUUCUGUUGGAUACUCGAGAGGCCCGGUGGUUACCAACCGUCAUGGGAAAGGCAACCGGGAAGAUAGUGAUGAAUGCAGCGCUGGGUUUCGACACGUAUGUUGUAAUGCGUCACGGGGUUGAAAAUUGCUCGGCGCCAGAGACAGAACUGGGAUGUUACUUUUGUAAUGAUGUUGUUGCUCCAGCUGAUUCUAUUAAGGACCAAACAUUAGACCAGCAAUGCACAGUAACUCGUCCCGGUAUAGCUGCAAUAGCAUCUGCUUUGUUAGUUGAGUUGUUUGUAUCUGUUUUGCAGCAUCCAGGUGGUCCAGCAGCUCCUGCAUCCAUCCCCAAACAAGAAAGUCGGAUCGAUCACCCUCUUGGAAUUGUACCUCAUCAAAUUAGAGGCUUCUUGUCUAAUUUUUCGAACGUGAUCGUGUCCGGGAAGAGCUACAACUGUUGUAGUGCUUGUUCGGGUAACAUAAUGGAUGCCUACAAAAACCAUGGGUGGGAUUUCGUUCGUAAGGCAGUAAAUGAACGUGAUUAUGUUGAAGAGUUGAGCGGUUUGAAAGAGAUCCAGCGUGUAGCCGAAGAGGCCUCAGCUUCCAUUGAUUUCGAGUCGAGCGAUUUCGAAGAAGGCGAUGGAGAAAUGAUUUAGGAUAUAAGAAUAAAUGACUAAUGCAUACAUAUUCUUUGCAUGCCAAUUUCUGGGCACAGAUAAUACGCCACUGUGGGUUUAACUGCUGUUUGAUCCGUAUGAACUAGAGGUGCGGAGGACGGCGUCUUUGGCAGCAUUUUGUUUCCGUCUUAAACCAAUAAAGUAUGCCUCUUUUGAUUCCUAGAAGAAAAGUUAGCAAGAGAUCAAAGCCAGCGGACUUCCUGUAAACAUACACUACGAGACGAUUCUGGUUUCUCCCGAUGGACGGUCUGGAAUAGUUCUUUCAACUGCUUUUCCAGUGCCUUAUCUUCGGCCCCUUGAUAGAACUUGCAAACGAAAUGACCCCCGGUUUUUAAAACGUUGAAACUAAAUUCGAGCGCCGCUCUACAGAGGUCCUGUUUCAGGGUUUUCUCAUUAGUAACGGGAAGAAAGAAAGACUGAUAGGAGAUUAGUUUCAAUCAUACCAUGCUUCCGGCAUGAUCUCGAAAGCUCAUUCCGCUCGUGUUCAU
Molecule: messenger RNA, 2844 nt
Organism: Histoplasma capsulatum G186AR
Lineage: Eukaryota; Fungi; Ascomycota; Eurotiomycetes; Onygenales; Ajellomycetaceae
Exons: 7
Coding region: 227-2335 (702 amino acids)
Biological process (GO): protein modification by small protein conjugation; C-terminal protein lipidation; piecemeal microautophagy of the nucleus
Cellular component (GO): phagophore assembly site; cytoplasm
Molecular function (GO): Atg8 activating enzyme activity; Atg12 activating enzyme activity
Source: RefSeq, a predicted model, not a curated record